Molecule: messenger RNA, 893 nt
Organism: Macadamia integrifolia
Lineage: Eukaryota; Viridiplantae; Streptophyta; Magnoliopsida; Proteales; Proteaceae
Product: thylakoid lumenal 19 kDa protein, chloroplastic
Exons: 1
Coding region: 90-818 (242 amino acids)
Source: RefSeq, a predicted model, not a curated record
CUCAUAGAACAAACUAUCAGAGAGGAUAAAAGGAAACGAGAGAAGCUCAGAGAUGGAAAGAACCACAUCCACGCAUUCAUCAUAGCCUAAUGGCUUCCAUUUUCUCUCCCUCACCCAUCCUCUUUUCCUCCUCUCCAAAAGCCUCUUCAACUCCAAAACCCCAAUUCUUCUUCCAAAUCCCCACCAAGCCAUUCUCAACUGCCAUAACUGUCAAACCAACUGUCACAGCCGCUGUCGCAGCAGCUGCUGCGCUAAUCCUAUCAACCACCCCUCCCUCUUUUGCAGACACAUCCACAUCCUACCUUGUCUACUACGGCACGGCCGCUAGCGCCGCCAAUUACGGUGGCUACGGCGGCAAUUCGAGCAAAAAGGACUCAGCAGAGUACGUCUAUGAAGUCCCCGAUGGGUGGAAAGAACGCCUCGUAUCGAAGGUUGUGAAGGGCACUAAUGGCACCGACAGUGAAUUCUACAACCCAAAGAAGAAAUCUGAGAGAGAGUACCUUACGUUCCUUGCUGGGUUCAGGCAGCUUGCACCCAUGGAUGUCAUCUUGAACAACUUGGCCUUAUCGGAUGUGGAGUUGCAGGAUGCCAUCUCCAGCGCUAAUAGCAUCAGGUCUGAAGAGAGGAAGGAUGACAAGGGGCAGGUCUACUAUGUUUAUGAAAUUGAUGGGGUGGGUUCGCAUAGAUUGAUCUCUGUGACCUGCGCCAUGAAUAAGCUUUAUGCACAUUUUGUCAAUGCGCCUACACCAGAUUGGAACAGAGACCAAGAGACUUUGAAGCACAUCCAUGAAUCAUUUAGAACGGUUGGAUCAUUUUAGAUAUUAUGUAACCAUGUUGACAGUUGAUAAGAAGGAGGUUUUUCGUAUUAUAAAAUACAUUUUUGUUGAUUUGUC